AUUUGCUUCGAAUUCCACCAUUGGAGACCGAAUCCUAAACAGUUGUUCUACUUUCCAACAGAACAUACCUAUUUCGUAUGACUAAUGUUAAAAUGGGAUUAUGUGUUAAUCUAAUUAAUUAUUAACAGCUCAGUUGCAAGUGGUGUACAGAUAGGGUUAUAUUUUCGUAAUGUGUUUAGAUGUAAGGUUGAAUAUUCUCCUUUUCUUAUAUUUGUGCUUAUCUGGGAUAAUGAGUAGUCAUAACUCAGAUCAUUCCAAUAAUAAAAUGCGGGACUAUGCAGAAGAAACCAGUCUAUCUUUGCGAGAUAUUUUACCGUUGAGGCCGAAACACUAUGACAAAAAUCGCGCCCCUAAAUAUCAUGGCCAACCAACUAUAGUCUAUUUUCAUGUUACGGUACUGUCUCUCGACUCGAUAAACGAAGAAUCAAUGACUUAUGUUACCGACAUAUUCUUGGCACAGAGCUGGCGGGAUCCCAGACUACGACUGCCUGAAAACAUGAGCGAAGAAUAUCGAAUUUUAGAUGUAGAAUGGCUUCACAGUAUAUGGAGGCCGGAUUGUUUUUUCAAAAAUGCAAAAAGCGUUACAUUUCACGAAAUGACUAUACCCAAUCAUUAUCUGUGGCUCUACCACGAUAAGACCCUGCUAUACAUGUCUAAGCUGACGCUUGUUCUAUCUUGUGCAAUGAAAUUUGAAACCUAUCCUCAUGACACUCAAAUUUGUUCAAUGAUGAUAGAAAGUUUGUCGCAUACCGAUCACGACUUGGUUUUUAUAUGGAAUAUGACCGAUCCUCUAGUGGUAAAUCCUGAAAUAGAACUUCCGCAACUGGAUAUAUCCAAUAACUAUACGACUGAUUGCACUAUUGAGUAUUCUACGGGAAAUUUCACAUGUUUAGCGGUAGUGUUCAAUCUGAGACGCCGCUUGGGAUACCAUUUGUUUCACACCUACAUACCUUCAGCACUGAUCGUCGUCAUGUCCUGGAUUUCUUUUUGGAUCAAACCUGAAGCUAUUCCUGCUAGAGUCACUCUAGGCGUGACUUCACUCCUCACUUUAGCGACACAAAAUACUCAGUCACAGCAGUCGCUGCCGCCUGUUUCAUAUGUAAAGGCCAUAGAUGUAUGGAUGUCCAGUUGUUCAGUGUUUGUGUUCAUGUCCUUAAUGGAGUUUGCUGUUGUUAACAAUUAUAUGGGCCCCGUAGCCACUAAGGCUAUGAAGGGAUAUUCUGACGAAGACAUUAACUCUGACCUUAACGACUACCGGGGUAUGGAGCGACCACGUUACAGUACAGUUAGCGCUCCACAGUAUCCGACAUUUUGCAACGGCAGAAGUAUAGCCUUGUGCAUUGACCAAUUCUCUCGAUUCUUCUUCCCCUUUUCGUUUUUCAUCUUAAAUAUCGCGUAUUGGUCGACUUUCCUCUGACAAACAGAAUAUAUUCUCAUGUAAGCACAAUUGAUGUUUGUACCUCUCUAUUGUUACGAUAUAUUACUAUUAGAAGCAAUGUAGAACGUGUAUUUUACCAUUAUUUAAAAUUAUGUCUCGUCGAAUACUUGGUGCACUAGAGGCAAGAGAAAUAGACAAUCACGCCCUGGAAUAGGCACGCGAAACAUUCAUAAAGCUGAUCGUUUCCUGUAUAGUUCCAGGACAUGGUUUUCAUACUUUUCUCACUCCAGAAUCGACUAAUAAAUAAUAGUUAUUAGCUAAAUAACAUAUUAAACCCGUUAUUUUUGAGUUUCUACUCGCGUUGGCGUUACCACUUGAGACUUAGGCUGUAAUAUUUUUUACCUCUGAGUAAAACUAUUGUUUGCAAAACCUUAGCGCUUAGUAUAUACAUACUAAACAUAACUUGUAAUUAGGCUUGAUUGAAAUAAGAGUAUUAAAGUUUCGUGGUAAUCAUAA
Messenger RNA from Dendroctonus ponderosae (mountain pine beetle), 1894 nucleotides. It is a transcript of the gene HisCl1, whose product is annotated as glycine receptor subunit alpha-4. The transcript is spliced from 8 exons. Lineage: Eukaryota; Metazoa; Arthropoda; Insecta; Coleoptera; Curculionidae. Gene Ontology annotation, molecular function: neurotransmitter receptor activity; transmembrane signaling receptor activity; chloride channel activity. The record is from RefSeq and is a predicted model, not a curated record. The coding region runs from base 170 to 1417 and encodes 415 amino acids. Gene Ontology annotation, biological process: chemical synaptic transmission; signal transduction; regulation of membrane potential. Gene Ontology annotation, cellular component: synapse; neuron projection; membrane.